Solea solea (common sole) is the source of this 1658-nucleotide messenger RNA. Its product is annotated as CD82 antigen. The transcript has 8 exons. Bases 474 to 1400 code for a protein of 308 amino acids. The record is from RefSeq and is a predicted model, not a curated record. Lineage: Eukaryota; Metazoa; Chordata; Actinopteri; Pleuronectiformes; Soleidae. Gene Ontology annotation, cellular component: membrane.
CUGUCUGUGUUUGUGUGUGUCUGUGUGUGUCUGUGUGUGCGCGCAUGUCUGUGUGUGUGUGUGUGCGCGCAUGUCUGUGUGUGUGUGUGUGUGCGUGUGCGCAUGUCUGUGUGUGUGUGUGUGUGUGCGCGCAUGUCUGUGUGUGUGUGUAUGUUUCUGUGCGUGUGUCUCUGUGUGUGUGUGUGUGUGUCUCAGUGUCUUUAACAUCACUUCCUGUGAGAGAAGUUUCAUUAUUGAUUAAUGAUUAACUUUAUCAACAUUCCUUGUUCCUGGAACAGACGUCUCCUGAGGCAUUAUGGGAAAUUAAGUGUGUUCAAACAAAACAAACGUGUGUGUGAGAGAGACGGGGGGAGAAUGAGGAAGUGAACUUUGACCCUGCCUCUCACACUCGUUGGAUCUUACAGUCACAUUCUGGUUCUGCUGUUUAACUGAUCUGGAGCCUAAACAGAAACAAGACUAGGACCAGAACCAGGAUGAAGCUGGAUCUGAAGGUCCAGCUGCUGAAGUUCUGCUCACUUCUACUCAACUUCCUCCUACUGGCUCUGGGCCUGAGUGUGACGGGCUGUGGCGCCUGGAUUCUCUUUGACAGAGGGAACUUCCUGUCACACCUGGCGUCAGAGGAGUUGUCUGCUGUGGCGUUCAGCCUCCUGACAGUUGGUUGUGUGGUGAUAGCGGUUAGCAUCCUUGGAUGUGUUGGAACAACGACAGAACACAGGCUCCUCCUACUGGUAUACCUGGGCUUCUUCAUUGUCCUGAUCUUGGGUCAGCUGUUUGUCACACUGCUGCUGCUCAUCAACAGAAACAAGAUAGAGGACAGUGUGGACACAGCUCUGGACGUCCUCAUCUUUCACUUUGGAAACAGCAGUAGUUCUGAUGACGUUCUGAUCAAUAACCUGCAGAUUCAUGGGCGGUGCUGUGGCAGGACAGGACGCUCUGAUUGGCUGAAGAACACUUUCAUCAACAGCCUGAACCUGAGUGAACCUCAUGUUCUUCCAUGUUCCUGUUUCAACUCCUUUCAAAGCAGCACUGACUCCAUCUGGUGCUUAGAGAACCUGAACCUGGACGUCCAACAGAACUUGGAUUUCCCACAGAACCUGAAAGCCACAGAGACACCUGUGUUCGGGAAAGGAAACAGUUCCUAUGAACAGGGCUGUAAACAGGCGCUCAGUGAUUGGCUGCAGGAAAACAUUCUGACCAUUGUCGCCAUGGACAUCAGCCUCAUGGUUCUUCAGGUUGUCCAGGUGGCAGUUGUCGUGUCUCUGUAUCAAACGUUUGGAAGAAAAACCUCUUUGAAAGAAGCCAAUCAGCUUAUUGAUCCUGACCCCACCCCUUCUGAGGAUUAUCAGAUGAUUGACGAUCAAAAUCACUCAUCGGUUAUUCAGUGUACCAAUCUGCAAUAAAUAACAGUAUAAAUCUACCACAGCGUCCCCUGGUGUUCACACAGAGCAUUACAUCCAAUCAUUCAUAAACAUCUGUGAUUUAGUUUUAUAGAUAUCAUCAUGCACUUGUUUUAUAUUUGUGUAGUUCUUCCAUGAUGCUGGUGAGUGAUGUCAUCAGUGAUGUCAUCAGUUUAGCCGCAUGUGGUCAUUCACUCUCUUGCUUAAAGACUUCAGAUGAUGUUGUUGUGACUCUACAAAUAAAACUGAAUUGAAUUUUAA